AUGAUCCAGACUGUGCACUAUGAAGCGUGCAACCUCUGCUCUCAAUGCUCCAAGCAGUCCUCGCUUCCAGUAGCUUCUGUGACCCCAACGUUCCCAGCAGGCCCCGCUGCAACCAACGUCAGGACAGCAGGCGGCGGCGGCGGUGGCGCCAUUUUCGCCAGCGUCGGUAACGAGGUAACGACUGCGCGGUCUCUGCUGCUGUUGAGGGCCUCACUGCGCGUUGCUUCAGCCAUGUCUGCUACCGGUGAGCAAGACCCGGCUCCAGGAGGACAGAGCCAAGCUGAUGAAGAAGCAAGCCCGGACCCGAAGCCCCUCCUUGAUGACAUGGUGCCCGUGGAAUGGUUGGUUGUGAUGAUGGGAGCAAUGGUACUUCUAGCUUUUCGUACGAUUGUCCGAAACUUUGAGGAAAAGGCGAAUGAGCAAGAGGUGCCCCAACCCACCUUCGACUGGGACCAGGAUGAACAACUGGUAAAUGCGAAGGAUGAAGAGGAAAAGGAAGGCGAGGAAGAAGACCGUGAGGAGCGGGGAGAAGCAGCAGAACGUAAGUUACAGGAUGCUGAAACUGUGUUUAAAUUGAAAUCUUCCUCCCAUGACAUCAUGGCCCCCAAAUCUCUGUCAUUACUUGCUAAACAAGCAUUGUUUCAUUACUAUCAAUCUUUUGAUGAAGAGAUACAAGGUGAAUGCAAGGAGGAAGAAGAAAAAGAGAACAAAAAUGAAGAACCUGAAGGAUACCAAAAGUAACACGUCAACAUCUCUUAGGAAUCCAGUUGGAAAGCAUAGAAAGAAAUGGAUGGAAAGAGGAAAAAGUGAAUUUGUAUCUCAUGAGUUGUGUACUUUUCAGUAUCCCGGGAACCUGGUUUUGUUUCAAAGUUAAUAACAUAGAAGUGACUUCACCUGACAUCUGAAGUUACAUUGUCUUCUUAAAGAAAUA
Fukomys damarensis (Damara mole-rat) is the source of this 931-nucleotide messenger RNA. RefSeq lists its product as uncharacterized. The transcript has 4 exons. NCBI's taxonomy places the organism in Eukaryota, Metazoa, Chordata, Mammalia, Rodentia, Bathyergidae. The record is from RefSeq and is a predicted model, not a curated record. The coding region runs from base 1 to 741 and encodes 246 amino acids.